Lepus europaeus (European hare) is the source of this 1640-nucleotide messenger RNA. It is a transcript of the gene WHR1, whose product is annotated as serine/threonine kinase 19. The record is from RefSeq and is a predicted model, not a curated record. Gene Ontology annotation, biological process: protein phosphorylation; positive regulation of Ras protein signal transduction. The transcript has 7 exons. Lineage: Eukaryota; Metazoa; Chordata; Mammalia; Lagomorpha; Leporidae. Gene Ontology annotation, molecular function: protein serine/threonine kinase activity. Bases 91 to 855 code for a protein of 254 amino acids.
GUGACGUCACUACUCUGCGCCGGAAGACCCUAUCUUCAAGUUCUCUUCCCUCAACCCCCUCCCUCCUUCGGGACCAUAGAAUCCUGGGCGAUGAGCCUGAAGAGGCAUCGCCUGAUCCCGGAGAGCUUCGGCUUGAAGAGGCGGCGGGAGCGAGGGCCUGCAGAAGCGGAUCCUCUGAGGGGCGAGUCAGGGUCGGCGCGCGAGGCCGUGGCCGAGCUGGUGCAGCUGUUUCCGCGAGGCCUGUUCGAGGAUGCUCUCCCGCCCAUCGUGCUGAGGAGCCAAGUGUACAGCCUCCUGCCCGACCGGACGGUGGCCGACCGGCAGCUGAAGGAGCUUCAAGAGCAGGGGGAGAUCAGGAUCAUCCAGCUGGGCUUUGACUUGGAUGCCCAUGGGAUUGUCUUCACUGAGGACUACAGGACCAGAGUCCUCAAGGCCUGCGAAGGCCGACCGUAUGCUGGGGCAGUGCAGAAGUUUCUGACUUCAGUGCUUCCAUCCUGUGGGGACCUUAGUUUCCAGCAGGAGCAAAUGACACAGACCUUUGGCUUCAGGGACCCAGAGAUCACGCAUCUGGUGAACGCUGGGGUCCUCACUGUCCGCGAUGCUGGGAGCUGGUGGCUGGCUGUGCCUGGAGCUGGGAGAUUCAUCAAGUACUUUGUUAAAGGACGCCAGGCUGUCCUUGGCAUGAUCCGGAAGACCAAGUACCGGGAGCUGCUCCUGUCGGAGCUCCUGGGCCGGCGGGCGCCUGCUGCCGUGCGGCUUGGCCUUGCCUACCACGUGCAUGACCUCAUCGGGGCCCAGCUGGUGGACUGUGUUGCCACUACCUCUGGAACUCUCCUCCACCUGCCAGACACGUGAGGAUCUGCUUGUCAUUGUGCACCUCCUCAGAAUGGGGCAACAGUGGCCUGGGCGUGCUGCCCAAGGGUGACUGAGUCAGGAUUACCUUGGAAAACUUGGGAGCCAGGAUGAGUGAUGGGCUCUCUUAUUGGUUUAAAGGGUCAGGUGGGACUGCUGCUGUUUGCUUGGGCGCCAACCCAGCAGGGGAAUUUGGGUAAUGCUUCUUUGCCCUUCCAUGAAAGUGGAGGCAGAAGCCGUGCCGAGGCUGUGGCUGCUGCCUUGCACGUAGAAGGUGCUGUUGUUACCUGGUCUGGGGACAGGAAGGUGGGCUUGCCGGGAGGCUGGGGCAGGGCAGCGUUCUUUUCCCUCUUUGUUGAGUUGAAAGAGCCAAAUAAAGUACUUUUGCCUGUGAUGUUUUCUGGGUUGUCCUUUAUUGGGGUGCCUUGUUUGGGGUUAGAGGUAAAGCCCACUAAAGCCUGAACUUUGCUUCACUGUCAGAGAGGAAAAGAGUUGAUGUUUAUGUUUAGAUCAGUUUUCCCUUUGAGGUGGUAAGGAUGCACUUGACCUAAAUCUAGUCUCUGUUAGGGCCUACAGAAAGCAAAGCCUGGUGUGGUUCAGUCAUGUUGGAAUGCCAGUAAGAGGCAAAUGAAAAGCCCAUCCCUGGGGCUGGCAUUAUGGUAUAGCAGGUUAAACCUCUGCCAGUGGCACCAGCAUCCCAUAUGAGUGCUGGUUAGAGUCCCGGCUGCUCCACUUCCGAUCCAGCUCCCUACUGAUGCGCCUGGGAAUACAGUGAACGAUGGCCCAAG